GAUACUUGGUUCAGGGAAAAACAUGUCGAGCUAGUGCAUGAAAAUUGAUUGUGUGUACAGGUAGUUGAUAAGCUGGGCAACAGUGUGGUGUAGUGAAGAAAGAAAAGGGACUAGUUAAAACAGACAACACAACGCAGUAUUCAGAGAGUGGGGGAUAACAUGGUGUUGAACAAACACAGGAAAGUUUGGCAUUUAAGAGUAACUUCUGAGUGAAAAACAACAUAUUGAGAAGAUCUGACGGAAGAGUAGAAUGAAUACUGGUACGUGUGGGAGAAACAGCACAGUUUAGAAGAGUGAACAAGGAGUGAAAUAAAAAUAAUUUUUACAGGGAUGCACUUGGCCAAGCUUGGCCAGUGGUACAAAAAUUAGAAGUUGUUUAUACAUCCCUGUGAAGACCUGAGUGAUGGAUUCUGAUGAGAAGGAAUACCUCGACUGCCCGAUAUGCCUGGAGCAAUACGACGAGGGACUCAGGACGCCCAAAAUGAUGCCUUGUCUCCACACCUUCUGCGCCUCCUGUCUAGUCGAGCUCAUCUCUCCCUCCACCUCCCAGCAGAAAUCAAAUGUCAUCCCCUCCAGUGAGAUCUACAAUCUUGCUCCGGCACCAGCAGCAGGAACAAGACCAACUAACCCCAUCCGAGGUCUGUACAGUCUCCUAGGCAGAGGGUCGACCCAGGUCCUCAGCUCCCAGGAACACGAUAACCACGUCUACGAUGACCCCACUCCCCAGCAAGAGCAGGAUGUUCCCAGCAGCAACAGCUCCAAGUAUGACCAAAGACGCCACAGCAAUGUCAGCGCCAUCACCAACACGCUACAGAACAACAGGGCUCAUCCCACCCUGAGACGCAUGUCAGGUCACGGUCCCUCCACCACCCUCACACGCCACCCAUGCGACCCCCUGCCUUGCACGCCCACUGUCCCCACGACCCGUCCUCUGUCCUUCCCCACGCCUAUUCCCCGGCAUGCCCCAACGCCUCCUCCCCUGCCCUCACCCACCUCCCCUCCUGCCCUCCCUGCCCGAAACUCUGGCCAGGGGGGUCCACCUGCCCCAGAGAGACCCCAGAAGAAACCGAAUAUUCCUCCUCUUAAGCCCAAACCAGCUGUGAUUGACCAGAAGGAGCCCAAGAUUCCCAGGAACGAGGUGGUUCAGUGUCCUCUCUGUCGCACCCUCAUCAACACCUCUCAACUGCAGACCAACAGGUACGUCGUGGCUCACCUAAGAGACUUGGCCCGUCUCGAAAUAUUAAGGAAGCCUGAAAAACAAAGUGAACUGCUCGCCACCACCAAGCCACCCAACAAGGCCGUCCCACCAUCCAUCGCCCCUGACUUAAAAGUCGAAGAGUUUUGGUGUAUAACUUGUGAUGUUCCUGCCCGGGAUCACUGUACCUCACACGAACUCUCACCUAUACAACAGUGGGUGGAGACUCUGGGAGUAUCUCUGGCAGAGCUACAGAGAAGGGUAGAGCGACGCAUCAACACAUACUCCAGUUACCUCGACAGUACUGACGAAGAUGUCAAGGUCGUCUUCACAAGCCUCAAUAAAGCCUCCAGACACCUGUGGAAGUCACGGCAGGAGGUGCAGGAGGUGAAGGACCAGCUGUGUGAUGGAGCUGAUGAACCUGCCAACAAUGACCCUAGACAACGAGCUAUUGCACUCUCACACAGGAUGACAUCAUUGCGUGCCUUGGAGGAGCAAGUAGGCAUUAUGGAGAUGGGAGCGGAGAGCAACGAAGUGUACAUCUACCGGCAAAACAACAAACUGUACGUGAGCACCUGCCAGCCCGACCGGACCAUCAUCAUUACCAUCAAUCAGGGAAUGUCUCAGGUCUAGUUUGUAAUGUGUCUCGACUUCUCUUAGUUACGAGACACACUCACAGCCUACGUUCUUUGUAAUGUUGUCACUAACCAUGUCAUCGUAACAUCUUAUUCUGUCACCACUAUCAUCAUUUAGAUCCAGUGUAUGUCCAGUAUUUAUUGUGGGGUACGAGAUGUUUGGUUCUCACUCAGGAUGGGAUGGA
Messenger RNA from Homarus americanus (American lobster), 2015 nucleotides. Its product is annotated as translation initiation factor IF-2-like. Bases 404 to 1828 code for a protein of 474 amino acids. Gene Ontology annotation, biological process: positive regulation of DNA-templated transcription. The transcript is spliced from 8 exons. Gene Ontology annotation, molecular function: ubiquitin-protein transferase activity. NCBI's taxonomy places the organism in Eukaryota, Metazoa, Arthropoda, Malacostraca, Decapoda, Nephropidae. The record is from RefSeq and is a predicted model, not a curated record. Gene Ontology annotation, cellular component: nucleoplasm; chromatin.